This is a messenger RNA of Dovyalis caffra, 2073 nucleotides long. The record is from the annotation of a GenBank genome assembly. NCBI's taxonomy places the organism in Eukaryota, Viridiplantae, Streptophyta, Magnoliopsida, Malpighiales, Salicaceae.
AUGUUUGAUGUGAUGGAUGAAUAUGAGCCAAAUAAAGAUAGUCCACGAUCCAAUGCAUUCAGCAAAAUCUUGACGGGGUCCUACUCAGACAACAUUAGCUAUAGCCCAUGUGGUGCUUCUCCAAAGACUCCAACAUCAGUUCUUCCCCAGUUUAUGGGUUCUCCUUCUUCUGGAGAAUUUACAAAUUUUUAUUGCUCUUCUCUUCUCCGAUCUCUGAGAGUUCAGUCACUUGGAAAAUUGAACCCCAUUGACAUAAAACGUCUCUCAUUCCACAUGUCUUCAAACCUGGAAACUCAAGACGGCAGCAGUUUGAACCGAAAGGACAAAGUGGAUGAUGAAACAAUGACAGAAGUGGAAAUAAAGGGCAAACCUAGGUUCGAAAGGAGCCAUUCAGAAGCAAGCAGCAAUUGCGAGGAACUGAUGUUUGAAAUGGAUGCAAGCAGCAAUUGUGAAGUGAAAAAAGCUGCUAACAUUGAGGAUCCCAGAGAUUACAGCCUCAAAAUUGGAAUGCCACAGGUUGCAGCAGCUGAGACCAUUCCAGUGAUCACAACUGAAGCCACGGAAUUGUUAACGCCACCAGCAGCAUUGUCAGCCAAUGCAUCACCAGUUCCACCAGCACAGCCACCCAUGUCCACACCGAUGAGGGUAGACGUUGUGGCAACACCAUCACUACCUUCUACUCCACCAUUGAAGCUGCAACCAGACGUAGCAAACCCACAGCCUCCACCUCCACUACCACCAUUCGGGCGUCAGCCAACAACUGUUACAGUGGCAAGCAUACCGCUUCCACCACCGCCACCACCUACUAUGUCAAGAACUGUAACAGCAGCACCACCUCCACCUCCACCACCAACAUCUACGGCAUGUGGAACUGCAACAGCAGCACCCCCGCCGCCACCUAUGUUAUUAGGAACUGGAACAGCAGCUCUAAUGCCACCACCACCACCACCACCUCCUCCUCAAACAUCAACUGCAAGAACAGGACCACCUCCUCCUCCACCACCCAUGAUGUCUUCAAAAGGAUCCAUGCCAUUGCCACCACCACCACCAAUGCCGCUCGGCAAUGGAGCUGCUCCACCACCUCCUCCACCACCCAUGAUGUCUUCAAAAGGAUCCAUGCCAUUGCCACCACCACCACCUAUGCCGCUCGGCAAUGGAGCUGCUCCACCACCUCCUCCACCUGGUGCAGCAAGAUCCUUACGCCCCAAGAAAGCACCGACUAAAUUGAAGAGAUCAAGUCAGAUGGGUGCUUUGUAUCGGGUUCUUAAGGGGAAGUUGGAAGGAGGAAAUCAACUUACUAAAUCACCUAGUGGAAGAAAGGGUCCAGCUUCGAGCAGUGCUGGUGGAAAGCAGGGAAUGGCUGAUGCACUGGCAGAGAUUACAAAGAGAUCGUCAUACUUCCAACAAAUUGAAGAAGAUGCUCAAAAGUAUGCGAAGGCAAUCACAGAGCUGAAGGCUGCCAUCAGUACUUUCAAAACAAAGGACAUGACAGAGUUGAUCAAGUUCCACAAGCAUGUUGAAUCCAUUCUUGAGAAAUUAACUGAUGAAACGCAGGUGCUUGCAAGGUUUGAAGCUUUCCCUCAAAAGAAGCUGGAAGCAUUAAGGACUGCAGCUGCCCUAGGCUCAAAGUUGAAUGGAGUAAUCUCUGAACUGCAAAAUUGGAAGGUAGAGCCUCCAUUAGGCCAGCUUCUUGACAAGGCCGAGCGUUACUUCAACAAGAUCAAAGGAGACCUUGACACCUUGGAGAGGACCAAAGAUGAAGAAUCCAAGAAAUUUCAAAGUCACAACAUUGAUUUCGACUUCCAUAUCCUUGUACAAAUCAAGGAAUCAAUGGUGGAUGUUUCUUCAAACUGUAUGGAAUUGGCACUCAAGGAGAGGAGGCUAGCAAAAGCAGUAGAGACAGCAGUAACUGGAACCAAAACUGAACCUAAAAAGGCUAGUGCUAAAAUGCUUUGGAGGUCUUUCCAGUUUGCGUACCGGGUUUAUAGCUUUGCUGGUGGACACGAUGAUCGUGCUGACAGGCUGACAAGAGAAUUGGCCCAUGAAAUAGAGACUGAUCCUCAUCAUCAAUGA